This is a messenger RNA of Hemibagrus wyckioides, 2168 nucleotides long. RefSeq names its product 4-hydroxyphenylpyruvate dioxygenase a (gene hpda). Bases 97 to 1284 code for a protein of 395 amino acids. The record is from RefSeq and is a predicted model, not a curated record. Gene Ontology annotation, molecular function: 4-hydroxyphenylpyruvate dioxygenase activity. Gene Ontology annotation, biological process: L-tyrosine catabolic process. NCBI's taxonomy places the organism in Eukaryota, Metazoa, Chordata, Actinopteri, Siluriformes, Bagridae. Gene Ontology annotation, cellular component: Golgi membrane; endoplasmic reticulum membrane. The transcript is spliced from 14 exons.
UCUGAGGCAAGUACUUAUCUGUAGAUAAGUAGAGAUCGUCCGAUGCUCGCUUUUGAACGUCCGUCCUGGUGAGCAGUGCCCUUCGAGAGCAGCAACAUGACGAGCUACGCUGAAAAAGGGGAAAAGCCAGAAAGAGGCAAAUUUGUGCGCUUCCACCAUUUGAAGUUCUGGGUGGGCAAUGCUAAACAGGCGGCAGCCUUCUACUGUGUUAAGAUGGGAUUCGAACCUCUGGCCUAUAAAAGCUUGGAGACGGGCAGCAGAGAGCUGGUGUCCCACGUCAUCAAACAGGACAAGAUUCUCUUUGAAUUUGUGUCUCCUCUAAAUCCUGGCAAUGAAGAGAUGGGGGAACACUUCAUCAAACACGGGGACGCUGUUAAGGACAUCGCCUUCCAAGUAGAAGACUGUGACUUUUUAGUCCAGAAAGCCAGAGACAGAGGAGCAGUGAUCGUUAAAGAACCGUGGGUAGAAAAGGACAGCUACGGCAAAGUAAAAUACGCUGUGAUACAAACGUAUGGAGAUACCACCCACACGUUAGUGGAGUACCUGACCCCUUAUAAAGGCCUGUUUCUACCUGGCUAUCAUGAACCUCUCUUUAAAGACCCACUGCUCUCUAAACUGCCUCCAGCCAACCUGAGCUUCAUCGACCACAUUGUUGGAAACCAGCCAGAUGAUGAAAUGCUGCCAGUAUCAGACUGGUACCAGAAGUGUCUGAUGUUCCACCGGUUCUGGUCCAUAGACGAUAAACAGAUCCACACACAGUACAGCUCUCUCAGGUCCAUCGUGGUCACCAACUUUGAGGAGACCAUCAAAAUGCCCAUAAACGAGCCGGCGCCUGGGAAAAAGAAAUCACAGAUCCAGGAGUAUGUUGACUAUAAUGGAGGACCUGGAGUUCAGCAUAUUGCCCUGAACACGUCAAACAUCAUCCAAGCAAUAAUUAACCUGAAAGCCCGGGGCAUGGAGUUCCUGUCCACUCCAGACACCUAUUACGACACCCUGCGGGAGAAACUCAAGACGGCCAAGAUCAAAGUGAAGGAGGACCUGAAGACCCUGCAGGAGCUUAAAAUCUUAGUCGAUUUUGACGAUAAGGGCUACCUGCUCCAGAUCUUCACCAAACCUGUGCAGGACAGACCCACUCUGUUCCUAGAGGUCAUCCAGAGGAACAACCACUUUGGUUUUGGUGCUGGCAACUUCAAAUCCCUGUUCGAGGCCAUUGAGAUAGACCAGGACGCCAGAGGAAACCUCACUGCCCUCACUGCUGAUGGCAGCACCAAGAUUUUUAAUUAACAAAUUCAUGCAGGAGUGAGUCAUGUAAUAGAUUAGCACGACUCACAAUAUUGCACGAAUGUGUAGAAUAGAAUCUUGGGUAGCCGCUAGUUCACACACUUUAACCUCACAAAGUUUUUGCACUUGCAGUCACAUAAGAGAAACUGUAAGGUCCUAUCAAUAAAACCAUUGUUACAGUAAAAAAAAAAAAAAAAAAUGUACUGGAGUCAUUUAUUGCAUGGCUUUUCACAGAAGCUGUGUUCUUGAGAAUCUUGGUUUUCUUUAACACAACCAUUCAGUAUUUACUGAUGUUCAGGAAGUGUACUUUAGUCCAAUUUGGCACCGAAUGUUUACUCAGGCAGGUCAGUUUGAAAAAAAAAACCCCACUGUGUUCAGAACAGUUUAUUGACUCUAGACCUCUGGUAGCAACUGAAGAAAACAUGUUAUAAGAGGAUCUACUUCAUAUUACAUAUCCGUAUGCUCGAAAUAGAUAAUUAAUCCCACAAGACCUUUAAUAUAGGGUCAUUUUUAUGUCUGUAAAAAAACAUAUUUUAAGCAGAGUUUAAUACAUUUAUCAAGAAAAAAUCAUUCUAAACCAUGGGGCUGAGAAAUUCUCCAAUCUGAUUGGUCAGAAAGAUUUAUUUUCCAUACUAGUCUGGCUCAGACGUUUGAAUCUUUGCAAACCGCAGGUUUUAUUUUAAACAUUAGCCUUUCUAUAGUAACACAGAUUUGUUAGCUGGAUGCUUCACAUAAUCUGAUACUAAAUGAUUAAUUAUGCAGUUUAACAAAAAAAUUCUAUUGAUCAUCUUCAGGAUGCACUUUUUCGUUUCUCUGUUACCAGAUAAGCUUUGUGUUUUGGCUUUAUUAAUGUUUAUUAAAGUUUUGGGACACUCCCCCUAAAUCAU